CCCCAUGGGGGCAUCCACUUCUCUUCCAAACUCCCUGGCUCCGAACAUGAACUCCUGUCUCGCCCCAAGCAGCCAGCAGCCGGCCCUGAUGAGGCCACCGCCCCUUCUACUAACUCGCCGUCGCGAUACGUGAAGCGAUGUUUACCUGUCAUACGGGCUCAUAUCUGCCGAGUGGGGGUUGCGGUCGUAUUGCUCCCCGCGUAUGCCGCGGCCAACGCCGUGAGAUAACUAUCCGACACCGGUUCGGCGGAAAAGCCGCCGCAGAACAGGCGCCAAGGCCUUGGGGGACCGCUUGAAUAAACCCACCCACUCCAAUACCCUGGGAAAUUGGCCCAACGAGCGGUUAAACUAGACCAGUAUUAAUACCCGAGGUGGCGCCCGGGGCCUACGGUUAGGUUAAUAGGACCAACGCCCUCGGCCAGUCCCCUCGUGAUACCUAGAAAUCAUCCUUCAUCGGGCGCGGAACAAAGCUUGGCUCGGACAGAACAGAAAAAUGAAGCCCUACCAGCUUACCGCGGCGCAAGCUCAGGCGGAAAUCCGCAACGGCUCGCUGACCAUCGAGCAGUACGCCCGGUCGCUGCUCGCGCGGAUCGAGCAGAGGGACGCCGACGUCGGCGCCUGGGCCCACCUCGACCCGGAGUACGUCGUGCGCCAGGCCCGCGUCCUCGACUCGGUGCCGCCCGAGCAGCGUGGCCCGCUACACGGCCUCGCCGUUGCCGUCAAGGACAUCUUCAACACUAAGGACAUGCCGACGCAGCAUAACUCGCCCAUCUACGCCGACAGCCGCCCCGGCAUCGACGCCGCCGCCGUCGCCGUCCUGCGCACCGCCGGCGCCCUUGUCCUCGGCAAGACCACCACCACCGAGUUCGCGUCCAUGGCCUCCCCGACCAGCACCCGGAACCCCAACGACCCGGCCCGCACCCCCGGCGGCUCCUCCUCUGGCUCCGCCGCCGCCGUCGCCGACCUCCAGGCCCCUCUCGCCCUCGGCACCCAGACCGGCGGCAGCAUCAUCCGCCCGGCCUCCUUCAACGGCAUCUACGCGCUUAAGCCGACCUGGGGCGCCGUCAGCCGCGAGGGCGUCAAGGCCUACGCGCCGAACCUCGACACCGUCGGCUUCUUCGCCCGCGCCGUCGAUGACCUGCAGCUUCUCGUCGACGCUUUCGCGCUUGAGGACGACGAUGACGGCGGCGCCGCCGAUGCCCCCUUCUCGGUGCGCGGCGCGCGCUUCGCCGUGGUCAGGACCGUCGCGUGGCCGAGCGCGGGUGCGGGUACGCGCGCGGCGCUGGAGGCGGGGGCGGCGCUACUGCGCGCGCACGGCGCGGCGGUCGACGAGGUCGCGCUGCCGGUGGCGUUCGACGCCGCCCCAGGGUGGCACGAGACGGUGAUGCACAGCGACGGGCGGGCAGCGUUUCUGGCGGAGCACCGGGCGGCGCGGGCGCAGCUGGCGCCGUUCCUGGCCGGCCACGUCGAGAACGCGCGCGGCAUCACGCGCGCCGCGCAGUGCGCCGCUCUCGACGGGCUCGCCGCCCUCCGCCCCCAGAUCGACCGCCUCGCCGGCGCGUACGACGCCAUCCUCACCCCCAGCGUCGUCGACGAAGCCCCCGUUGGUACGGCGUCCACCGGCAGCCCCGUGCUAAAUGCCAUCUGGACGGCCCUCCAUACACCAGUGAUCAACAUCCCAGGGUUCAAAGGGGAGAACGGCAUGCCUAUCGGCUUGUCUUUAGUCGCACCGAGGUACCACGACAGACGCCUGCUUACCGUCGCUAAGGCUGUGGGGGAGGUAUUUGAGUCUGAAGGGGGGUGGGUGCGACAGGAGCGGCGCUGA
Molecule: messenger RNA, 1825 nt
Organism: Durotheca rogersii
Lineage: Eukaryota; Fungi; Ascomycota; Sordariomycetes; Xylariales; Xylariaceae
Product: amidase
Exons: 2
Coding region: 494-1825 (443 amino acids)
Molecular function (GO): catalytic activity
Source: RefSeq, a predicted model, not a curated record